CAAACACACACAGGCACACACAUACACACACACACACACACACCCUGGCAUUCGUCCUCCCUGAAGCUCCUACAGAAGAGCUAUGGGACUAAGCAGACUUCACCAACUGGACCUGGAGUAGAAUCUGAGACGGCUCUCUCUCUCUGUCUCUCUCUCUCUCACACACACACACACACACAUACACACACAGACACACACACACACUUAGACACAAACAAAUACAUCUACACGUUUGUGGAAACAAAACACCCAAAGUGCGUCUCUCUUGACCAUGACGGAUACGGCCGCUGAGGAGGACAAGGACCCCGAUAUUGAGCUAUUUGUUAAGGCUGGCCAGGACGGGGAGAGCAUUGGAAACUGUCCUUUCUCUCAGCGCCUCUUCAUGAUCCUCUGGCUGAAAGGAGUCGUUUUUAAUGUGACCACCGUUGACCUCAAGAGGAAACCAGCCGACCUCCACAACCUGGCCCCGGGGACACACCCGCCCUUCCUCACCUUCCAGGGGGAGGUGCUCACCGACGUCAACAAAAUAGAGGAGUACCUGGAGGCCGAGCUGGUGCCACCGAAGUAUCCCAAACUCGCAGCAAAGAACCGCGAGUCCAACAUGGCAGGAAGCGACGUGUUCUCCAGGUUCUCCGCUUAUGUGAAAAACACCAGGCCGGAUAAGCACAGGGACUUAGAGAAGAGUCUGGACAAGGUCCUGGCGAAGCUGGACGAGUAUCUGCUGAGUCCACUUCCUGAUGAGGAUGAGACAGGACGCCGCAGCGGCAAAGGGGAAUCCACUCGCAAAUACCUGGACGGGGAGGAGCUGACGCUGGCGGACUGCAACCUUUUGCCCAAGCUCCAUGUCGUCAAGGUGGUUGCGAAGAAGUACCGGAACUACGACAUCCCGUCAGAUUUCAGAGGGGUGUGGCGUUACCUCGGCAACGCCUACAGCCGAGAUGAGUUCACCAACACGUGCGCUGCUGAUGUGGAAAUCGAGCUCGCCUACAAGGACGUGGCCAAGAGGCUGGGGAAGUGAACGCGUCGCGGUCACACUCACUACUUUACUUUUUCUCAAACUAAAAUCCUACUUGCGAUGAACAGGAUGUGUAAUUUUUUUAACGCUGAUGCUGAAAUAAGCUUAAAGUGGUGGGAGUCAGUCCAACGGUCUAAUGCCUCUGUAACUGCUUGAUGGAGGAGGCCUGAUAAUAAUAGAUUGUUGUGAUUAAACUGCUCAGAAAUGGUGUUAAUUUAUAUUUGUUGAGGUAAAAUAUGUAAUUUUGGAACAAGCACUUCAUCCGACCAGUGAUUGCAGUAAUUUUCAGUCACUUUAGAACGACCUAUGUCUGGUUACAGUUAAUCUGCUAAUUACGCAGGAUGAAUAAAAACAGGGUUUGAUCAUUUUCCCUGUGUUAUUUUUCUGUUUCCAGCCAAAGCGAUGUGUCGCCGCCUUGCUUUUCUUAAUAUCUGACAUUAAAUUGCACAUUUUUUCAUCUGCUUUAACUGGUAAAACGAACGAAUACUUUUAAGAAUGAUUUCCAGCCAAAGUCAUUUGUCUUUUAUUGGUGUGGUGUCAGCUUCGUGGACUUUGGACAUGUCUCUGUCUUCAUGAGUAAAUGACUCAUCUCCUUUAACUACGUCAUCCCUUUUACUUUCAAUUUUACCUUCAACAGCCCAUUUGAAUAUAUUUUCAAUUUACUUUCGGAUUAAAAUGUCAAAUUCAAUCUGAUAAACGAGCCUCUGAUGAAAAAGAAAAGUUCACCCCACUUGUUGUGUUGACGUGUUAUUUUAGUACAAACUGAUUUAAGUGAAUGUAAUUUGAAUGACAAGUGCCUCAGUGGGCGUCUCCUCUGCCUUCAGCUCUUUAUGUCUGUACAGUAAAUUAUAUAUAUUUGAAUAUAAGAUAAAUGGGAAUCACUGAUGUCGUCUGCUUUCUGAAUCUGUGUGAUGAUAAUAAAUAUGUCUGUAAAUGAUUAUUAGAGAUCAUUAUAUUCCUUCUGAUGAUUAGAACCGCAAACCCCACUGUGUAUAUGUCACUUGUUGGAAUAAUAAAUCUAUUUUCUCAGAGACUGA
Messenger RNA from Hippoglossus stenolepis (Pacific halibut), 2052 nucleotides. It is a transcript of the gene clic5a, whose product is annotated as chloride intracellular channel 5a. The record is from RefSeq and is a predicted model, not a curated record. Bases 272 to 1018 code for a protein of 248 amino acids. The transcript has 6 exons. NCBI's taxonomy places the organism in Eukaryota, Metazoa, Chordata, Actinopteri, Pleuronectiformes, Pleuronectidae.